AUGGCCUCCUCCACAGAAAUGCCAGCGGACCACGACUGGCGCGACAGCACCCAUGAGCUCUACUAUCCCACCAGCAGUACUGCAGUUCCUGUGGUGACGACUGAUUUGAUCGGCCGACCCUGGAACUCUAAAUCCUUCCUCGAAGAGGGGCAGGAACAGCUCAAGAAAGACAAGAAACUGGUCAAGAAGAACAAAACAGCCGCCAAAUAUCCUCUUCGCACCGAACUUCCAGCUCUGAUCUCACCGCAAACGAUCCUAACUAAUCACUUCGAGAUCACUACCGAUGCGGCGGACCUCUACGAAUAUGAGAUCCUUGAUCUGGAGGGAGAAGGACGCACCAAGAAGAAAGUCCAAGCACUGUUCAAGAGAGCCCUGGAGGCCUGGACCCACCUCAACAAUGACCAAGCCAACUUCGCUACCGACAAUCAAAAGACGAUUGUGUCUUGGGUGAAUUUGCACCAAAACCUCACGACACCACCGCAAGUGCCCGGAGACGCAGCCAAUGAGAACGCAGGCGCAGUAUGGCCCAGCCAAAACAUUACGACAGGAAACAAUCCGGUCGCUGCCCGCUUGAAGUUCGUUGGCAAAGUACCCAUUGGUAGACUACACAAUCAGACUAUGGCUACCCUAAGCGAGGUCCAUACUGAUCUGGCUGCUGUUGAACGAUGCCUCAAUAUCAUCAUAUCCAAGAGCUUCGAUGCCGAAGUAUACCGGCAUUCCGUUGACAAGUUCUUCGUAAAGAAGGCUCGGAAAACCCUCUACCGCGAACAAAACAAGAUCCAGUACCACUCGCAGUCGUUGGAAAUCAUGCGUGGCUACUACUACACUAUCAAGCCGGGCAUGGGAUGUCUGCUGAUGAACUUCAAUGUUGCUACAAGCGCUUUCUUUCGUCCCGUCCUUGUCAGCGAGUUUCUGGCAGAUAGCGAGACAUUCCCCGACUUGGAAGAACGUAUAGCGCUUUUGAGCAAACUCCGCGUCUACGUCGACCCGAAGCACAGCCAGCAGCGCUUGAACAAUUUUGGUGCUCGCAUCAAGUCUAUCCACAGCAUUGGUGACAACAACAACCCCGAUGAGAAAAUCGAGGACCUGAGUUUCGUCGAGAAGGUGAAGGGAACCGAUGGUAAGCCAUUAAAGGACCCGCAAGGCAAUUUCAUCUUCCGGACGAUACCAACAAAAGUUACCGAUCACAUCAGAAGCAGUUUUGGUCUCACCGCGAUGACGGGCCGCAAAGCCGUCAACGUAGGCACGGCUACCGACCCUGUCUGGUACGCGCAGGAGCAUCUACGUAUCGUACCCUACCAAAUCUUCAGACGUCCUGUUCCUGAACAUCUGACAAGCUCGAUGGUCAAUCAAGCUGCACUCAACCCCGGCGUCGCCCAGACUCUUAUCGAACGCGAAGGCCUUGCCCAUCUUGGCUUCAAUGAAGUCAAGAAUGAGAAGGUCGGCUUCAGGAACGGCGCACCGUUGUCGCUCUAUCCUACUAUGAUGCGUGUGGAAGCUGGCAGGAUGCCCUUUCCCUCUGUGACAUACAAAUGGAACCAACACCACAAGGAGAAUAGCAAGAAGAGCCUCUCAUUCAAGCAGUCUGUCUGGAAUAUUGAAGACGAUCACCAGUUUCAUGAGCCCAAAAUCUCGGCCAUGCGGUACUACGUUAUCCACCAGCUUCAGAAUCGGCAUAUCACACCAACGAUCGCCAACUUCGAAACCGAGUUGCUCAACCAGCUGGGCCGGAAAUGUGGAUUGGCAAACACCCAAGUCGUUCGUGUCAAUCCUGGAAACAAUGCAGCUACUAUCGGAUCGGGAGAGAAUCUACAGUCAAAAAUGGCAGAAGCUGUCUCCUUGAAGGCUGAUCUUGUCAUACUCAUGCUUUCGUAUCCGGACCGACACGUGUACGCGCACUUCAAGAAGCUGGCGGACAAGCAAUUCGGAAUUCGCUCACUCUGCGUCGCCAAACCCUCGCACCUCGAAACUUUGGGCACCGACCAGAUUACGAAAUACAUGUCGAACAUCACACAGAAGAUCAACAUCAAGUUCGGUGGUAUCAACGCAUCGGUCGAGUACAUUUCCGAUGCACUAGGCAAGAACACUCUUGUUCUUGGCGCAGAUGUAAUCCAUCCCGGCAUUGGAGCAUAUGAGAACUCACCUUCCAUUGCGUGUAUUGUAGGAUCGGUCGACCACGAAGCUGGCAGGUUCCUUGGCUCAGCUCGCCUACAGAGCAAGGACAAGACUGACCGCGAAAUCAUCGACCACGUCCAAGAGAUGGUGGAAGAAAGAAUCAGGGCCUGGAUGGUCGCCACAGGCAGUGCCGUGCCCCCACAGAACUUCAUCUACUACCGUGAUGGUGUUUCAAAAGGACAAUACUCGCGUGUUAUAAGCGUCGAGUUGGCAGCUAUCGGACGGGCCGCAGAAGCAGUCCGAAAGCGGAGCAACACAAUGACGAUGGGCGGCGGCAAAGGUACCAAAAUUACUGCCCUCGUGGGUGUCAAACGUCAUCAUACUCGCUUUUAUCCUAUCGAUGCGAACAGCAAAGAUGGCUACGGUAACAACAACUGCAACCCUGGUACCUACGUCGACCGUACAGUCACUUCGCCGUACUUCCGGGACUUCUAUCUGCAGUCGCACAGUGGCAUCAAAGGAACCGCACGACCCACGCACUACUUUGUUCUACGGGACGAUGGGAUAGCGUCGUGCACAAAUACUGCCAAUCUCCGCAAAUUGACUCAUCACCUGUGCUACACCUAUUGCCGAGCCACGACUGGUGUUUCAUACGCCGCCCCAACGUACUAUGCCGACCGUCUCUGCGACCGAGCACGUCUCUACCUCCUCGACACGUGGGCGGGCCGCGACGCCACCUUCCUUGGAACACUCAACACCGCUAAAGCGAAUGAGCCUACCCGCCUGCAAACCGAUCGCGACGCCAGGUAUCGUGGAGGCCGGGCUUUUGAUGCUGCAGCCGGAGAUGUGAAGAGCAACGCAGAGAUUGACGAGGAGAACGCCGUCCCUCAGGCUGUGAGAGCACACUUAAGGGCCUUAGUAUUGGCACGCGCGCAAGCCGAAUUUUACAGCGAAAAGCCAGCUGGAACGACGACGGGUAAUCCUUGGCACGAGUCUCUCGACAAGGUCAUGUUUUGGAUGUGA
Messenger RNA from Alternaria novae-zelandiae, 3138 nucleotides. RefSeq lists its product as uncharacterized. Bases 1 to 3138 code for a protein of 1045 amino acids. NCBI's taxonomy places the organism in Eukaryota, Fungi, Ascomycota, Dothideomycetes, Pleosporales, Pleosporaceae. The transcript has 4 exons. The record is from RefSeq and is a predicted model, not a curated record. Gene Ontology annotation, molecular function: protein binding; nucleic acid binding.